AUGCGUUUUGCUGUUUCUACUGCUGUAGUUGUUGCCAGUGCCGUUGCUGUGGCCACUGCCACUGAGGAUGCUUGCUCACAGAUGUGCUCGGAGGUCGAUGGAUGCCGCGGGUCCAAGUAUGGUUCAUACUGCAAGGGUUGGAUGACACCUUCUAUUUGCUUCGGUCUCGUCAGAAGAACUGACGGCUCCUAUUGCUUCCAGCCUGGUGAUGUUAGCUGCGUCGGCGAGGCCGUACCCUGUUCCAUGGGUCAUGUGACCACCGCUGAGCCCACUGAAUCUCCUUUCACCACAGCGGUUCCCGCAACCAAGUCAGCGUCUACUACUAGUGCUUCUAUUGCGACUACCGCUACUGAGGUUAAUACCACGGCUGCUCCAACGACUACCGCUCAGGCCGUGACAACCACCCCUGUGGAGACCACCACUAACACCGUCGGUCCUAUCACUACGACUACUGCUACCACAACUAGAGUGACAACUACGACUACUGCUACCACAACUAGAGCGACCACUACGACUACUGCCACCACUCCUAAAGCCACCACUACGACUACUACCACAACUAGAGCAACCACUACGACUACGACGACCACUAAAGCGACCACUACUACUGCUGCUUCUCCUGCAUUCGGUGGUCAUUACUGCGGUAGCAUGAUGGGCCAGAGUUUCACUGUUGACUUUGCCUCUAAUGGCCGCGCUACAUCAAUGUGA
Perkinsus marinus ATCC 50983 is the source of this 708-nucleotide messenger RNA. Its product is annotated as merozoite surface protein 2, putative. The coding region runs from base 1 to 708 and encodes 235 amino acids. The record is from RefSeq and is a predicted model, not a curated record. Lineage: Eukaryota; Perkinsozoa; Perkinsida; Perkinsidae. The transcript has a single exon.